Molecule: messenger RNA, 8644 nt
Organism: Cataglyphis hispanica
Lineage: Eukaryota; Metazoa; Arthropoda; Insecta; Hymenoptera; Formicidae
Product: facilitated trehalose transporter Tret1-2 homolog
Exons: 9
Coding region: 1350-2873 (507 amino acids)
Biological process (GO): transmembrane transport
Cellular component (GO): membrane
Molecular function (GO): transmembrane transporter activity
Source: RefSeq, a predicted model, not a curated record
AAUAAAUAGUUCGCGAUAAAAUUGACCGAUCUCCGUUUAUUUGCGCGGAACAAUGUACACUCGGUUUGAAAAUGUGACCGAUUCAGCGAGAGAAUAAACAAUGCAUGACCAAUAUGUCAUGUUGUUGCUCGCAACAGCUGAUCGUUACGGCACACGUAAUCAUGUAAUAUUGAUUAACGAGCAAGAUUAUUAUUCGCAAUUAUUGCGACGGGAGAGACGAUCGAAGAUUUUUUUCAAGAGGAGCGCGUGAAAGUUCGAAGUCAUCAAAUCUGAAAGGAUUAAAUUCCGCAUUCGUGACGAGACAAAUUCGACGAGACGGAAUCGAUUCUUUGACGAUCGAUCAACGUCUAUAUCCGUGACCCGAAGGUCUACGUGCAUCGCGUCGCCUUAAUAAGAUCGAGAGAGACGGAGCGAGAGACGAAUCUCUCUCGAAACGAUCUCCGUCCAAUAUUUUCAACGGACGAUCGGGAAUAGUCGUGAAUCAAAUCGCCGGUUAAUCCGACCGUAAUUACGGGUAAAUUCAAUCCGCGUAUAUUAAUAGCCGUGCCGCGCCGAUGCGUCGCGUAAGUUAUCGGCCGACUGCUGCCGGGGACAGGGCUGAAUUUGGUGACCCGAUAUCACGUCGUCCGGUGCGCGAUAUUGGCAGGAUAGCCGCACUUCGGAAUCUCAGAACGAGAGAAACAAUAGUCGACGAAUUGCGUUAUCUGUAACGCUGCCGAUCCCUUUGAAUGACAUUUCAUCAAUAAAAGAAGAGACGCGCGUGCCCUCUCUUCGCGCCGAGAAUCCAUGCCGUCUUCGAGAUACGUCCAAGACGUAAUAUCCUCCGACACAUAUCCUUUUCGCAAAAACGGUCUUUCGUAAAAUAAAAUCUACGCGACGUAGGUGGUGCACGUGAGCCGAGAAUAGGAAGAAGAGAUAGUCGGAGAACGUACAACCCAGACGCGUAGAAAACAAUCGUGCACGCGCGCGAGCAAAAGCGACAAUAAUGACGACACUAAGAGAUAAGUGCGGAACCCCGACAAUAAAUAUAUGAGACUGAUAUCGCCCGUGGAAACGAAAAGGAUAACGCUCUCAUCCAUGCAGAAAAGAGACAGCCAAUUAACGACUGCGCGCGCGAAUUAUUCUCCUCUUGCCCCUCUUCCGCAUCACCCGCGUGGACAAAACGUCUUCAUAUCUUCCCGCGAAGAGAAUACUUUGAAGAUAUCACGAAAGUAUCGACUGGCUAGCUUCGAACGAAGCGAAGAGAACAUGGAAAUCGCGAGCAUUGACUUUGCGAGCAUCUCCGAGACGUCGUGCGCGAGUUCCUAAACGAGGGGGAAAGAAAAUAGCUGGCGAAGAAACGUAAAGAGAUGUCACUGAAUCACAGAUAUUACGUGACAACGAUACCGGACGAGGGCGAGGAUAAUUUCAAAAUGCCCAGGGCUUCCGUCGUACACAUGGCAUCGACGGCGACGAGACCGCAGCACAUGUCACAGGUACUGGCGACUCUGGCAUUAUCUAUGGGAACUCUUUCCUCCGGUUUGGCCAAGGGUUAUACGUCGCCAGCGUUGGACUCGAUUUUGGAUAAUCAACGACCGCAUCUUUAUCGAUCAUCCAACAAUGACACGUGGUCGGUUCUCUCGGUUACGCAACAGGAAGCCUCGUGGGUCGCGUCGCUGUCGAUGCUGGGCGCCUGGUUCGGCGCUAUGAUAGGCGACUGGAUAAUGCGGCGAGGUCGACGUUUGGCCCUACGCGCUACAUCCCUGCCCUUGGCGGCGGCCUGGAUCCUGACGGGCGUCGCACCGUGCGUGGAAUUGGUGUACGUCACGAGUUUUAUCGGCGGUCUUUGCUGCUCGGUCAUCACCAUGGUGGCUCAGGUGUACAUAUCGGAAAUCUCGAUGCCCGGCAUCCGCGGCUGUUUGUCGGCGAUGUUGAAGGUGCUGGGUCACGUCGGCGUCCUGCUGUCGUACAUAGCCGGUACAUAUCUGAAUUGGCGGCAAAGCGCCCUACUGGUCGCCGUCGCGCCGUCGAUGCUCUUUUUGGGGACCCUCUUUAUACCCGAGACACCGUCGUACCUCGUGCUGAACGGCAAAGACGAUGAGGCCGCGCACAGUUUGCAGUGGCUGCGCGGGGAACACGUCGAUAUACGGCACGAGCUGCAGGUAAUAAAAACGAACAUUCUGGCUUCGAGGGCGAAGCAGUACGAGCUGAGUUUCAAGAACAGCGUGUUUACGCCGAGGCUAUACAAACCCAUCGCUAUCACGUGCGGUUUGAUGUUUUUCCAGCGAUUCUCCGGCGCGAAUGCAUUUAAUUACUACGCGGUAAUCAUCUUUCGUCAGACUCUGGGCGGAAUGAAUCCUCACGGAGCGACCAUAGCGAUCGGAUUUGUACAGCUAUUAGCCGCUUUAUUGUCAGGAUUUUUGAUCGACAUCGUCGGCAGGCUGCCGCUUCUGAUAGCCAGCACUGUUUUCAUGUCCCUGGCGCUCGCCGGUUUCGGCAGCUACGCGUAUUACGUGUCGAAAACGCCGAAUCUGGGAUACGUGGACUCGGCUGUGGUCGGCCAACAUGACUGGAUACCGCUGCUCUGCGUCCUCGUAUUUACGACCGCCCUUGCCCUGGGCAUAUCGCCAAUUUCUUGGCUAUUGAUUGGCGAACUAUUUCCCUUGGAGUACCGCGGCCUCGGUUCCAGCAUUAGCACGAGUUUCAGCUACUUCUGCGCGUUUUUCGGGAUCAAGCUCUUCAUGGACUUUCAGCAGAGCCUCGGUCUACACGGAGCCUUUUGGUUUUACGCCGGCGUGGCCAUCUGCGGACUGUGCUUCGUAGUCUGCUGCGUGCCCGAGACGAAGGGUAAGCAGCUGGACGAGAUGAAUCCGGAUUACGCGCAAGCACGGUAGUAUAAGGCUUCGUUGACGGGGGGCCUCUCGAAUCUGGAGAAGGCGAACAAGCCUUUACCGGGGGGCGCUUAUCCGAACGAGCACGAUCCGCGCGAUCUCUACCGCGACGAUCGAGCGCCAAUCGCGACUACCACCGCCGGCAUCGCGAUGCCGUCCGCGCGUACCGCGCAUCGCAAGCUGUCGGAUUACUGCGGCAUCUUCGCCGAGAAGACCAACAGAAUCGGCAGGAAUGUGGGAAGCUUCAUACAAUCCCGCGGUCUCUUACCGAUUCGUCGCUCCGUCGACGAGACUGCGACGCGUCGCGACGCUCCCGUGAUGGCCAACGGCGACGUCAGAAUCAGAAGCGACCCUCCGAUUCCGCGAAUCGAUCGCGAGACGAGGGAGAAUCGUCGUCGACGUGACGAGGUUACGAGCGAUUACGAGCGAGACACGAGCGCGCCGAGAAAACGCGUAGCUUACUCGAAUAGCACUUAUCCAAGAGACGUGCGAACCAACGCGAGUUACGUCCAUCGUGCCAAUGAGACGGAACCUCGUCGCUCUAGGAGGCGCGAGUACACGGAGGCGAAUUACAGCGCGGCGGACGAGGUCUGGGGGCAAAGGGGCACGACAACGAGGGGGGAUCCGAGCGUCUCUAAACCGAUUCUGAGAAACGGCAUCAAUCACGGCGGAGACGAAAGGCCGUACUACUCGACCUUACCGCGACGCAGCAGGACCAUCAACUUCAAGGAUCAAGCUCGCGACUCCCCGGUGGGACGGCAACGCGCGUAUCCCAAGAGUCUGCAGGAUUUAACGGAUUUGGAGCUCGACGACAUCACGUAUCUCCCCCCGUCCUGCCGCGGAGGAAGCCGUCGACAGGAGGAGGGACCCGACGACGAUUACCGUCGACGCGCUCGGGAUCGUGGGGAGGAAGACGAGAUCGCUUUCGACGACGAUUAUCUCAGACUCUGCCGGAACUUGUCGAGAUUGGACGGAUAUCCGCGCGGCGGUAGAUACGAACCGGGCCAGGUGCACUACGAGAGGGAAUGCAGGACUUUCGGCAAGGAUACGGUCGCCUUCAUCUACUACAAGACGUGCUACUUAUGAUCGAAAGAGAAACGCGAUGCGAACGAGCGAUCGAGAGCUCUCUCGUCGAUAGGCCGUCCAACGAUAACACGCAUGGUUCACGAUCUCACGCAGAAAUACCGUACGGUCGGUCAAAUCUUUCUUUUCGGACGUAUUUUACGAGUGGCGAAUACGUUUUCCAUUCGAUAAAUCGGGCUGGAUUUUCGUGAAACACGGAAUAAAUUAAAGAAUCUAUUGGCAAUAGAUAAAACGUACUAUAAAAAAUCUCUUCCUUGUCAAAUUCAUAUCUUCUUGAUGAUAACAUAUCUAUAAAUCGCGAUAUAAAACAGAUACUCGUGGAGAAAAAAAAAGAUCUAUAUCUAUAUAGAGAGAGAGAAAAAUUGAUCAAAUAACCGAGUCACAAAUUGCCUUCGUGUCUGGCUUUAAUAAAUAAAUCAUUUCUCGACUGAUAAUAAAGUUAUAUCAUCGAGCUUUAUAUACGUAUAUAUAAUCGUUGCUCCUAUAUAUAACUUCUCUGAAAAAAAGCGUGAUAUCUUUAGAAAAUAUACUACACAGAGAGAGAGAGAGAGAGAGAGAGUUAGAUUAAUCUUUUUUUUCUACGCGUUAUAUAAAUUGUUGUUCCAAAAUAUCUUACUUAGCAUUCUAUAUCUCCUCGAAAUAUUCUUAAAUUUUAAAUGGCAAUUUUAAGAAACUAAUAAACACGGUACGACAAAAAAUAUUUGUGUAUACUAACGUUAGAUUAAUCACAUAUAAAAUCGCAACGCGUCCUUUAUAUGUAUAUUAUUUAUUUUAUGUUAUUUUUCAGAAGUAUUACAGUUUUCUUUUUCUUCUCAUCGGUAAAUUAUAUCGGUUUCUUCGGUUUCCUAAUAAGUUUCCGAUAAAUAUUCGCGAAGCUCAUUCAAGUCAAGAAGCAACAUCUUCAUACUCUUCGCUAAAGCACGGUAUAUUAUAUCUUACGCGAAGAAAAAUAUGUGCAUAUAUUGUAUAUAAAGCGAGUAAACGAUAUUAACAGAGUCGUUAGAAUAUAGGAUCGAUAGACUGUUCGUAGACUGCCAAGCUGAUCUUACUGCAAAGUAAUCAAUAUGUAAUGAUUUUACGAUGAUUUCCGCUAUUACGUUUUCAGGCUAUUAAUGCCGCUCGCACACAUAUUGCUUUCGAGGAAUAUCGCGCGUGAUGAGUCUCGAAAGAAGAAAAAAUUAUUAACGCCGAAGAUGAUGUUUACACAGUCAUGAUACUGUGUUACGGUAUAUUAUUGAUAAAGGCGCAAUAGUAUAUCUUUUGCGUACGAAAGUAGAAUCUUUCGUUAAAAGCAGAUUAUUCCGGGGCCUCCUCGUAGUACAGGCGCCAAUGACUUAACUAUGACAAUAUCGAUUUGUAGAUAUACAUAUAUACUAUGUCUACAUAUAUACUAUGUUUCGUAUAAGAUGCGUAUAUAUUGAUUAUUAUAUAUAUAUUAUAUACAUAUGAGACUCUCUAUCGUAUUCGUGGUAUUUAUCGCCGCGCUAACUGCGACGAUGCAGAUAAACAAAUUCUCGACAAUAACACAAUUUGCCAAUUUCGCGAAACCGCUAGAGCGAGAGAAAUUUGGUACUAUUAGUUUAUUAAGAGAUCGUAUAUACAUAUAUAUGUACUUUGUAACAUUUGAAAGCAGAUUAUACUAAAUAUUCACAGAUACGAGGGCGAAUCCCUCCUGUAUCUGUAUAACUGAUAUUCAUUAUUUCUCAAAGUCUUCUGCUUUCGACCAUUUCCUGCAUUUCUCUAAAAUGCAGCCAUUCGUACACUUGAAUGGCGAAGUCGCGAUUAGACAAAAGUCUCCGUAAUAACGUAUUUUGUAUUUUUAUAUAGUUUGUAGAACGAGAUUCAGAGCGAGAGAGAAAAAGGGAGCGAGAGAACGAUAUAUAUAUAUAUAUAUAUAUAUAUAUAUAUAUAUUCACGGCGAAGCAUUUGAUAAAAAAUUGAGACUACAUACUUUGCGGAUAACAGUUUGCAUCUAUGAUGGAGUGAUAAUUCUCGCGGAAAAAGGAUUUCUCUUGGAAAUAUCUUUGACGCUAAAAAUGUGACGUUAAGAAAAUUCCAAAUGCAUUAUGACGAAUUGAAUUUGACGGGCCGAAACGUAUGACAUAAAAAGGAAAUGUUUCUUCGCGACGAACGCAAAGCGGAACUUCUUUCACAUAUGUAAUUAUUAACUAUACCCGUGAGUCAUAUCCCUGCCAUAUAUCCAAUAUUAUAACGAAGUGUAUGAAAGUCUCGGAAAGCGCAUUAAGGAUCCCCUGUACUUAAAAUAUUUCCGCCUGUUUUUUGUAGACAGUGAUCGAUCGAUGCGGGGGAGGAAGAAUUUGCGUUUGCGCGAACUAUCGAUUCGUAAAGUACAUUCCACUUUUUAUACACGCACGACGCGAGAGAAAUAUAUACAUAUAUACGUGAUAGGCGAGAGAAAUAAUAUUACUAGCGUCGAAAUAUUGUAUAAAUUCGGAGGGCAACAUAUCAUUUAAAGAGAAUAAUAUCUUAAUACGAUCGUUAUCGUACAUUACUGUCUACAAGAACAAAACACAUAUUAUCUUCCCAAACAUAAAUAUCUAACUCUAUGUUACAUAGAGUGUUCUGAAUAAAAAAGAAAAAAAAUAUAUAUACCAGUGUUAAUGAAAUUAAAGUAUUUUAUUGCAAAAAAAUAUUGUUUUUAAUAUACUAUAUAUAUAUAUAUAUAUAUUAUUUUUUUAUAUAAAUAUUAAAUUUUCUAAUCACACAAAUCACAUAUUUUAUAGAGAAUACAAUUUCGUUAUAUAUAAUUUCUUACACUUUGAAAAUUCAAUCUGCUGAAUUCAACAUUAAUAUUUAAGAAAUUCAUCAAAAUAAGAUCUUAUUAACAUUUAAAAAUAUCCCAAUUAAAAGAUGAUAUUUUAGUGGUAUAUAUAUUUUCAAAACACACCGUAUACUCUUUACGAUGCUCAAGGGCUUGGAUACAGUAUUGGGUAACUGUUUAGCCUGUAAUUAGUUUUAACGUGCGAGGCAACACGCUCGUGAAACGAGUCCGUGUACGUAGGAUAAACAAUUAACUUCCAGAUUUUACGUAGGCUGUAAAGAUUCUCGAUCGCGAUGAAAUUAUCUCUCGUUCUUAGUAUAUACCGCGCCGAAUAAGCGAGCUUUACUCUUUGCCGAAUGGCAUAAUGAAUAUAUUUGCGACCACACAUUGCGUCAGAUCUUCCAUGUAAACGAAAAGAAAAAGAAGAAAAAAAAAAAAAAAAGAUAUUUCCCCUCUCCUCUUUCCUCCCCCCGUAGAUACAUUAUAAAUUGCGUAAAAAGAAAAAAAAUCUGCACUGUGCACUUUCGUGAAUUGAAAAUUUGUCGUAAAAUACGGCGUAGCGGUAAAUGUGGAAUUUUCAGAGAUUUCGCAUUACUGCACGCGUUUAGUCUUCACGAUAAACCCGAUAAAUUGAUAUAUUUGUAUCGUAUACGCGAGUGUGUACGUGUACAUGUCUUGGGCGUAGUACAAUCGUGUGUGAUUGUGCGUGUAAUUGUACGAAAUAAUGCGAACGAGUUUGACAACCGCUUUUAGAUACCGCUGCGCGAAAUACUUUAUUCCUUUACACGAGAAAAAUGUCAAGGGAUCGAUAUUGAAAAAUAUUAAUCCGCAUUAGAGUGAAUUAAAAACGCAUACUUGGCACGUUACAAUCACAUUACGAGUAAAAUAGGAAUUAAAUCUAGAAAAAGAAUCAAAAUAUGUUACACGAGCGAUAUAUCAUACCCGGGCAUGAGAGAAAAUGAGUUUUUCGUCUGGAAAGAAAACCGUAUAAUUUACGUAUAAUUCUACUUAAUGACAAUAAAGCCACUAUAUGCAAUUUUACUGACAAUAAAUAAUAUUCAAAUGAAAUUUAUAGCGCUGGCCGUUGCUAAGGAGAUGAUUAUAAAUCUAUAUAUGUCAUGUUAUGUAUCAUCACGGAUAAUAAAAUUAUGAGAAACGUAUUUUCAAUGAAAAGAAAAAAAGAGAAUGGAAAAUACAAGAAUACAAAUCAAUAAAUAUUACACCAACUUUGUCUGUAAUGACGUUUAGCUUCGCUUGAUAGAUUUAAUAUUUUUGUAAUGAUGCCUAUAGAUAUAGUUGUAUUUGUAUCUUCGUAGAGUUAAUACUUAUACUUUACUCUGCGUCUCUACACGCAAUGCGAUGCGGAAAUAAUGCGGAAUAAGUUGCGACGGAGCGUUUUAAUAUUAGAAUUAUUUCUGUGCGAAAUAAUAAUAAGACUGUUCGUCGAUAUCUCGAGAAUAUACACGCGCCAUUCUAUCUGCGAAUAGAAGAUUUUAACGGACGAAUACUUUUACAAAUAUUUUUCUUCUUUCGCGAUAAUUCCCAAGAACACCAAGACGAUUUUGUUAAUUCAAUUAAUUUUAAGACCGGUCAUUAUAUUCGUUAAUUAAAGUAAUACCAGUAGCACAAAUCUGUCAAUGCGACGAUAGCGGACUUGCUUUAGAAGAAAUAUGCAUUCAAGAUUCUCUGGUGCAAUAUAUAUAUAUAUAUAUAUAUUUACGUUACGUAUAAGUAUGUACUUAAGUAAUUUUAUUAGCGUCCGCGUUUAUAUAUACACCUCUCUCUAGAAAUAACGAAAAAUAUAUUGGAUGUACAUACAUGAUCGCUAAUGACACUUUUUCGGCGGAACUGACAAGUGUUUGUAUAUAGAGAUCUAUAUACACAUGUAUAAACGCCAAAAAAAAAAAAA